UUUCGUUUUUUUUCAUCGGGUUGAUUGACGCUCUUCAGUGUUGGGAGAUAAAAUAAAUCUGCAGAAUCAUGGCAGACAAUUCUCAACGAGAGAAAAUUGAACAAUUUACAAACUUAACGGGCAUAGAUGCAGAUAGAGCAAAGUUUUAUCUAGAGUCAUCUGGCUGGAAUAUAGAGCUUGCAGUUGCCAGUUUCUAUGAGCAUGGAGAUGAUGACGAUGUACAAAUUGUGGAGGAAACAAUUGCUAAUGAAGAUAUAGCACAGCAACCCCCUCCCCAAAGAACUGGAGCCACAAAGUCAAGGUUUGGCACUAUAUCUGCUCUGACACAAAGUGACAGCGACAAUUCUGAUUCUGAUGAGCAGGGACAGGCAUUUUACGCAGGGGGCUCAGAACACAGUGGACAACAAGUGUUAGGGCCACCAAAGAAAAAAGAAACUGGGAAGAAAAUCGUGGAUAGUCUCUUCAAAUCAGCAAAAGAACAUGGUGCAGAAGAAAUCGGUGGAGAAGGGUCUCAGUCACAGGCACCAGGAGGCAGUCGCUUUGCAUUUCGUGGUGCUGGAUACAAACUGGGGGAGACAGAGGAUGACCCAGUCAGUAUGGUCCAAGGGAAACCCAUGGAGACCGAGAAAAGACAGGUUGAUAUGGUACUAAAAUUAUGGAAGAAUGGAUUCAGUAUAGAUGAUGGCCCUUUGCGUGAUUUUCACGAUCCAGCAAACAAAGAGUUUCUAGAUGCUGUAUCCAGAGGGGAGGUUCCAAGGGAGCUGAUCAGUCGAGGGAAGGAAGUUAAUUUAAACAUGGAAGAUCAUCGGACAGAGGACUAUGUCCAACCCAAAGUCUCACUCAAACCUUUCACAGGGGCUGGUCACAUGUUAGGAAGUCCAGCGCCAUCUGUAGUAAAAUCUCCAGGGAACACCUCCAGUAGUUCAGGAUCUUCAGAGGAAACUGCUAAACAAAGGGUCAAGGUCGAUGACAAGUCCCCAACAACCAACCUGCAAGUCAGACUGGCAGAUGGUUCAAGAUUAGUGAUAAAGUUGAAUCAUACACACAGAAUCAGCGACAUCAGGAAUUACAUAACAAUCGCCCGUCCAGAGUACGCCUCAUCCAACUUUGUCCUGUUGACGACUUUUCCAAACAAAGAACUCUCAGAUGAAAGUCAAAAUUUAGCAGAUGCUAAACUCUUAAAUGCAGUUAUUGUGCAAAGAUUAAAGUGAACUUGGACACUCUUGACUUGAUGCUAAUAGUUUGAGUUAACUCCCUUAGGUACGAGGUCGUAUCCAACAUACCGAAACAGUUUAGCUUUAUUUAUUCUUUGGAAUUUGUAUCAUAUUACAUCUUGAACAUUCAUUUAGAGUAUACAUUAUGUAAUUUUUUUUAUCAAAACGAUAAUAGACUUACACGGAAAUUUGUUUGAAAGAACUGAAGUUUGAAGCUGGUUUGUAGAUUAUUUGUUUAUAGCAAUUGUUGUCUCAAAUCAUGAUGAGAAUCAUGAAAAUAAACUUGUUGAAGACUAGAAACAUCA
Messenger RNA from Ostrea edulis (European flat oyster), 1519 nucleotides. RefSeq names its product NSFL1 cofactor p47-like. Gene Ontology annotation, molecular function: ubiquitin binding. The transcript has 10 exons. Gene Ontology annotation, cellular component: nucleus; cytosol. The coding region runs from base 69 to 1211 and encodes 380 amino acids. The record is from RefSeq and is a predicted model, not a curated record. NCBI's taxonomy places the organism in Eukaryota, Metazoa, Mollusca, Bivalvia, Ostreida, Ostreidae. Gene Ontology annotation, biological process: autophagosome assembly; membrane fusion; proteasome-mediated ubiquitin-dependent protein catabolic process.